GCACGUAGAAAGAGGUUGGGAAUCGCCCUAGCCGUAUUAUCCGUCAGUCGGACAUCGUUUAUUACUCCUUUUCACGACGACUGCGCGCAAUUCACAAGGGAGUUUGACACACGGGCAGAAAGCCUUCCGCGCGGGCCCCGCAGAUAUCGCCGAACUAUCGCCUGCACUGCUCACAUUGCAAUCCCCAAUCUAUCGUCCCGCUCGUUACGGAUUUGUUUCCGUCCCGUGCACUCACCCAAGCGCUACCAAACCAAGCAUCUGCCGACUUCGCCACGAAGGGCUUCCUCACGACGUAGAGUCGCUUACCUCCUGUACUGGCUAGUCGCCAGCCUCCCUAAACCCAUUUCCUCUAGAACCGCUGUCAUGAAUCCUCGACUGCCCAGCCUGCUCCUUAUCUCGCUAGGCCUUGUUGCUCCUCUCCUCCUUUCCGCCGGUCGUCGCGUCGAGGCAUGCGCCGGCGCAGAGCGUCGCGUGCUGGUGGAGAAUGCGACGGCGUCGCAGGUGCAGGACGAGGUCAUGCGACUCAAGGAGACGCUCGCACGCGUGUCGCAGUACUCGCUGGCCCUCGCCGGAAUCCACGCCUUAUGGUACGAUCCGAGCAUCGACUUCCGUCUUCUCCUCGACACGACGCUCUUAAUCCCCACCGACUCGGCCAUUCUCUCCGCGGAAAUCCCCACCAGCAACAUCACCUAUACAGACGUCGUCGACGUACUUAAAAUGCACGUGCUGCCGCGUCGCCGCGCGUACAGCAAAGUGGAGUGCGGCGAGCCUAUGCCAUUCCUUCUCACGCCCGCUAACUGGACGUGGCCGACGCUCGGCGGUGUGCUUCUAACGCGGAUGGUUCCGCCGGGGGACUGUGUCCGGCUUUCGCCGACGGUGUUCGAGAGCGAGUACUAUGCAGCUGAUAUAGUUAAUCCGAGCCUGUUUGUAGGGAAGUAUUUCGCGGCGCAUGGCGUGAAUAAGCUGCUGAGGCCGCCCUACAGCUACUAAGGCGAGAUGGCCAGGCCAGAGAGGGGGGAAGGAGAGAGGGAGAAGAGAAGGGGAUACGGAAAUGGAGCUGCAGGGGCGAGGGUGGGAGGAAGGUCGUGCAAAGGGGAGCGAGGUGCGGGCUUUCCGUUGGUGUGAGAAAGGGGGAGGGGCGGGAAAGGGGCAGGGUGUGGAGGAGGACUUUCCGUUGGCGUAUGUGCGGGGGAGUUCAGACGGCCCUCUGGUGUUCCCAGCCAUCCCAUGCCAUCCCAUCCCCAUCCCCAUCCCAUCCCAACCACAUCCCAUCCCAUCCCAUCCCGUCCCAUUGCAUCCCAUCCCAUCCCAUCCCUGCCGUCCCUGCCGUCCCCGCAUGCCUUCCAAUCUUCAACGUUCUAAUAGCAUAAGAAGCACGUGCCUACAGCUCGCUGAAGGAACACGUUGUUUAGCGCUUCAAGUCGCUGCAGCACACGUCACAACCGCGUGACAAGCUAGGCAAGCAUUACCUAGGUAGCGCAUAUACAUUCCAUGAUUCUGGGUUCCAGGUUUUAGGAUAGGCUGAUUUCAUCUGCAGUUCCCUUGUUUGUUACAUAAGGCACUAAACGAUGCUCUACAGCAGGGUCCUUGCUAGGAUUUAGGGGCGUCUGAUCUUCAGACCAACUUUUGUGCGUCCGUCUGACCAUCAGACGAAAAUUUGGUUCUCGUCUGAGUUUUCAGACGAAAUUUUCAGGGCUGUCUGACUAUUC
Closterium sp. NIES-67 is the source of this 1709-nucleotide messenger RNA. NCBI's taxonomy places the organism in Eukaryota, Viridiplantae, Streptophyta, Zygnematophyceae, Desmidiales, Closteriaceae. The record is from the annotation of a GenBank genome assembly.